CAACAUUCCAAACAUUCUAGCAAUCUUUACUUACCAAAAUGGCGACCUAUACUCUGAAUAUUAUUAUCGACGAUGCCAUGCUAGCAGCUGGCUCGAGCGACUCUCUCUGUAUUGCCAAGAAGGUUAAUGGAUCAUAUAACGUUAUCUUCCAAGGCGCUUCUCCGGUCCCCAAGCCUGACCAAAAGCUCCUGGUUACAAACAACACCUUCGAGUGGGAGGAUGAUUACCAAGUCUUCCUGACGACUUCUUUCGGUAAUGGCGUCUUUAUCCAUGCCUCAACCAACACUGUCCCCAUCAAGUUUGGCGAGCUGGUUCAAUUUGAAAAGGGAGUUCUCCAAGAUGCUGUUGGCGCUGCAACCAGCACCUUCGCUGUCGACGGCGGUCCAGUCCAAUUUCACACUGCGGUGCAGCAAUCCACUGGUGGCGGCUCUUUCAGCACCAUCUACGUCGACCCCCACGUACACAUGGGAGUUUCGCGCAUCGAGCUGACUCCAAUCAACAAAUAUCUUUUGUUCUGGAAGGAGAUCCAAACAACUGAGGCUAUGCUGGCUAUCAGCACCGGCGCUGGCCAUGAGUGGUCGUUCCCCACCGGGAAGACCGAGAAGACCAUUCGUUUCGGGUAUGCAAAACCCAACCAGCCUUCCUCUGCAACAGAAGCCCCUGGAUGGUAUGACCAGAAGAGCUCUUGA
Molecule: messenger RNA, 689 nt
Organism: Hyaloscypha bicolor E
Lineage: Eukaryota; Fungi; Ascomycota; Leotiomycetes; Helotiales; Hyaloscyphaceae
Exons: 4
Coding region: 39-689 (216 amino acids)
Source: RefSeq, a predicted model, not a curated record